This is a messenger RNA of Hevea brasiliensis (rubber tree), 2346 nucleotides long. RefSeq lists its product as uncharacterized. The coding region runs from base 1 to 2346 and encodes 781 amino acids. Lineage: Eukaryota; Viridiplantae; Streptophyta; Magnoliopsida; Malpighiales; Euphorbiaceae. The transcript is spliced from 5 exons. The record is from RefSeq and is a predicted model, not a curated record. Gene Ontology annotation, molecular function: RNA-DNA hybrid ribonuclease activity; nucleic acid binding.
AUGAAACUUUAUCGUGGAGCCAGUGAUUUAGCGGCUAGUAGUCCUUCUAUUCUUUCUCAUGUUCCUAGAAAAGUUGAUGAUUUGCAGAACUCUAUGCUAUUGGACUCUUUUUCGGUGGAGGAAGUUGGAGCAGUAGUUUUCAGCAUGAAGGCGAACAAAUCACCAGGCCUAUAUGGUUUCAAUCCUGGGGUUUUCCAACAUUAUUGGGAUGUUGUGGGUCCUGAAAUAUCUCAGCUUUGUAUAUCUAUCAUCAACUCAGGUUUGAUUCCUCCAAGUCUUAAUGAGACAACAAUAGUUUUGAUUCCAAAGAAAUCUUUACCUGAGUCUAUGUUUGAUUUGACGCCAAUUGCCCUGUGUAAUGUGAUCUACAAGAUUGUUUUGAAGAUGUUAGCUAAUAGCCUUAAGAUGAUUUGGCCUUCUUUGGUUUCUACUAAUUCGAAUGCUUUUGUUGCUAGUCGUAACAUCCAUGAUAAUAGUGUUGUGGCUUAUGAAGUUAUGCAUUUUUUUCAUCGGAAAACUAGAGGCAAAGAAGGUUGGGCAGCUCUUAAGAUGGACAUUAGCAAGGCUUAUGAUCACAUUGAUUGGUCAUUUUUACGAGAUAUUAUGCUUACUAUGGGCUUCUCGACUCGCUUUGUGGAUUUGAUUAUGGCUUGUGUGUCUACUAUCACUUAUAAAGUUCUGCAUCAGGGUAGAAUUGUGGACCCUAUUUACCCAGAGUGUGACGGUAGUCUAUUAUUCUUUAAAGCUACUAAUGCAAAAGCAAGUGUGGUAAACUCUAUUAUCUCUAACUAUGCUAUGGCUUCGGGCCAGCUUAUCAAUUUUUCUAAGUCUUUGUUAUGUUUUAGCACUAAUACUUCUCCAGCUGUGCAUGAUUCUAUCACUAAUAUUUUACAUGUUAUUGAGCAUGACAAUAUUGGUAAUUACUUGGGGCUUCCCACAGUUGUUGGAAGGAAUAAGAAGGAGGUGUUUCAAUUUGUAAAGGACAAAGUUUGGCAUCGGUUACAUUCAUGGAGUCGUCACACUCUUUCUAGGGCGGGCAAAGAGAUUUUGUUGAAAACAGUGUUACAAGCUUUGCCCAACUAUGUCAUGAACCUCUUCUUGUUACCAAAGACUUUGUGCAAGGAGUUACAGCAUACUAUAAUGGCUUUUUGGUGGGGCAAAGGGAUUAAUCAUGAGCGGUGCAUCCAUUGGUUGGGAUGGGAUCGGUUGUGUUACCAUAAAUCUCUGGGUGGGCUUGGUUUUAAAAAGCUCCAUCAGUUUAAUUUGGCUAUACUUAGUAAGAUGGCAUGGUCAUUGGUUGUGAAUCCUGACUCUUUGGCAACUCGGCUCUUAAAGGCAAAGUAUUAUCUGGACUCUUCUUUUUUUACAGCUCCCUUAGGAUCUUCGCCAAGUUACAUUUGGCGUAGUAUCCAUGCUACUCAAUCUCUUAUAUGUUCUGGUUUAUGUUGGCAUAUUGGAACAUGUAACCAAGUUAAUAUCUGGUCAAAUGCCUGGCUUAGAGACCCAGAUAAUGGUUUUGUUACCACUCAGCCUAUGGCCGACUCUAGUGUACAAGUCGUUGCUGAUUUGAUUUACCAUGGGUCUUGCAAUGCCCCUCUCAUUAACUCUCUUUUUAAUCAAUGGGAUAGGGCCUUAAUCCUCUCUAUUCCUUUGUCAUCUUCGCGGCCCCCAUAUCGAAUUUGUUGGAAGUUGGAGUCGAAAGGUAUAUUUACUGUUAGAAGUGCUUACAAGUCUCUUGUUUGGGAUUCUAGAUUAGGAGGUUCAAAUGAUUCUCGACUUUUAUGGAAAAAGCUUUGGAAUAUACGUGCUCACCGAAGGAAUGAUAAAGUCUGGAAUGGUAAGCUCCUUACAGCGUAUCAGGUUUGGCAGUGGGCAAAUUUCGCUUAUCACAAGUGGCAGGCUGUUCAACCAAAUAUCCUCCCUGCUGCUUCUCAGUCUUUGAUCAGGCCACGAGAUUGGAAUAGUAGCUUCUUGGCAGCCAAGAAUGUGGUAUUGCAAGGUAAUUUAAUGGUAAAGGAGGCUGAAGCUAUUGGUAUCAAAGAGGCACUCAAUUGGGUGCUUUCCAAUGGCUGGUCACGAGUUAUUAUUGAAUCUGAUGCUUUAGGAGUAAUUCAGGCUCUCAAGGAUCCCUUUUAUCAGGACUCAUCUUCUUUUGGCUUGCUUAUUUCAUAUUAUAAGUCUCAUUUGUCUGAGAUUGAUUCAGUUAUUUUUGCACAUGUUUACAGAUCUAUAAAUGGUGUGGCUCAUAGGUUAGCUAGAGCAAUCCAUUCUGUGUCAAAUGUGGGUGAAUGGAUUGACCAUCCACCAGAUUUUAUUGUUCAAGCUCUGUCUGAGGACUUUUAUUAA